UGCCCCUGCUCCAUCACUAAACAAUUAUCCACCCAAAUAUACCUUUGAGAUCUCCACAACCGCCAGCAGGACUGCAUUUAAUGGGCAUAGAGCAAAGUGGGAACUAUCCGUUCAUCAAAAACAAUCCGCAGCACGGGGGAUAUCACUACGAUAAUAGUAAACCAGAGAGAUUUGCACACUUCAAGGAUGCUGUGCUCGACGUGGGAAAGAACCAAUUCGUACGACCAGAGGGUAUUCUCCAAUAUCCCUCCGAUCAGUACAUACAUAACUUAAAGGCAUCGUCCCAUCGGUUUAAUGGAAAUGCCAAUGUGUUACAAAAGAGUCCCAACCCAUUAUACACCCCGUUCCAGCAGCAUGAGAUUCCUGUACAGUCCACCCAAUACUUGCACUAUCCGAAACCUUACGUUCAGCCUGAAAGCUACGGUCCAGUGCAAUCGAAGCAAGCUGUCAUGAAAAAAGCUCAAUUUCCGCAGGAACAUAGUACCUACUCGGUGCACGAAGAGUUUGAAAAUAUUCCUAAGCAAGCCAUUCUUCAGCACCAGGGGAAUUUCCGCCAGCCAGUUGCACCAAAAAUAGAUUCUAAAGAGGCUCAGGAUUACCUACACUUCAUGGGCACCAAUGAGUACUUUUUACCCAAACGAGAUCCUGACUAUAAAAAAUUGGACGCUGAGCACGAUGGUAUCCCCAUCCCCCAACUGCAGCAGCAGCAGCAACACCAGCAGCAACACCAGCAGCAACAGCAGCAGCAACAGCAGCAGCAACAGCAGCAGCAACAGCAGCAGCAACAGCAGCAGCAACAGCAGCAGCAGCAGCAACAAAAACAGCAGCAGCAUUAUCCCAUAAACGGGGGCACCCAACAUCAUGCCACAGACAAUAGUCUGUCGUCCAGCUAUAACGAACCCAUCCAAGUAGCUGAUUUGUUUUAUAAUCAAGAUCCCGCACCACCAAAUGUGGCUGUUGUUCGCGGCAGCUAUCAAGCCGGCCAGGAUGUAUUUGUGGUAAAGUCUGAUGGAAAUAAGGCUGUGAAGCAUGUGGUUCUAUCUCCAAUGGCAGUCCAAACUACGACACAAGCACCACCAUCAACGACAAGAAAACAAAAUCUCCAAAAGAGUCACAAAGGUUUUACACAAGAGCCGCUGCGGUUUGAAUUUACUGAACAAGAUGCUAUUAGAGGACAUAUAAGCUACACCCAAUCUCCGCAAGGGAACAAAUACACCUAUGAGACAAUCUACUCAACACCUCACCAAACAAAUCUGGUUCAAGCGCCCGCUCCCAUCGGCGAGAUUGCCAAGCCAAUCAAUGAAUAUAGUGACGACAUAGAAGACAGCGCCGACACGGAAAAUUCGAAACAGCAACAGAGCGAAAAUUCACAAAUACAAGCUGCAGGUGCUGCGAACUCUCAGGAUGAUACAAAGGCUACCGAAAGCUACUGUGAAAAUAUAUGCGCAAAUGUUUAUGAUGAAAAUGACGAGAUAGUUUGUGGAUCCGACGGAUACAUGUAUACAGGAGAAACUCAAUUAGAGUGUUAUUCGUCUUGCCUUAAUAUAAGUAUAACUAUCAAAAGUAAAGGAUCUUGCACAUAAGCCCUUAGUGCGUUUCACUUAAUGAUACUUAGAAUAGCGUACAUGUAACCAAUUUGUUAGUUCUAAUAAUUUAUUUAUAUUAUUUAUUUUUAGUUUAAUUGUAAUUAUAAUCACAGCCUCAGCUAUUUACACUAGCAAUAUUGAUCAAAUUUAAGGUUUUUAAAAAGGUAGAUAUAUUGAUACUGAUGUUAUUGAAGAAAUCUGACUCUUGCUUGAAUAAUUUAAUACAAUAAUAAUGAUGAAGCUCUCAAUCUAUACAUAAAUCAUUUAUGCUUAUAUAUAAAGACCUUUUAUCCUAAAAUUAUAUCCCUACGUUUGCUGUCUGUGGAAUAUGAGAAAAUA
This is a messenger RNA of Drosophila obscura, 1925 nucleotides long. RefSeq names its product alpha-protein kinase 1. Gene Ontology annotation, molecular function: protein binding. NCBI's taxonomy places the organism in Eukaryota, Metazoa, Arthropoda, Insecta, Diptera, Drosophilidae. The transcript has 4 exons. The record is from RefSeq and is a predicted model, not a curated record. Bases 81 to 1583 code for a protein of 500 amino acids.